AUGUUUCCUCUCGCCGUCGCCGCCUUGGCGGCGCCCGCGCCCUCCGACUUGCGCGAGGCGACGCCCACUCCGAAGACGCGCAAGCUCACCUUCGCCCCGUCUCUGGCGCCGUGUGACGCCGGCUUCGUCCCGACGUGCGAGCAAGCGAAAGGCUUUGGCCUCUGCGACUCGGCCACCGCAGCGUGCGACGAGACGUGCGUCGAAGGAGUGAAGAUGACCUGCCCCGUGACGUGCAGCCUCUCGGCGGAGGAGACGUCGGGGCACAUGGACCCGGAGAGGGCUCCCUCCGACUACGACAAACACUUGGCGCCGGCCGCCACGGCGGCCAUCUGCAGCACCUGCGCAGCUCAACCCGACCUUCCCUGCUGCAACAACCACCCGUACGAACGCAAUGGCCGCCGCCGCCUUGGCAAUGUGGGAGACCUGGGUAGGGGGAAAGAAAAUUUAGAUGACUAUCAGUGUCGGGGAUGA
Molecule: messenger RNA, 471 nt
Organism: Emiliania huxleyi CCMP1516
Lineage: Eukaryota; Haptophyta; Isochrysidales; Noelaerhabdaceae
Exons: 1
Coding region: 1-471 (156 amino acids)
Source: RefSeq, a predicted model, not a curated record